Molecule: messenger RNA, 1479 nt
Organism: Dovyalis caffra
Lineage: Eukaryota; Viridiplantae; Streptophyta; Magnoliopsida; Malpighiales; Salicaceae
Source: the annotation of a GenBank genome assembly
AUGCAUCACUACACUGUAACUCUCAAAUCUCCACUCCCUUACCAUGCACCUUCUUCCCACCCAAUCUUUUCUCGCCCUCUUAACCCUAGACAGUCUGUCAUCCCAUUUUCCCCUCCAAAAACUGGAGGAUACCAUCACCACCAACACUCCGUUUUCACCUGUAAAGGAAUCCAACUUUCCGUCCCCAGCCACGGCCCUGCCUCGCUUGGUCCUUCAAACGGUAACGGUGCUGCCGUUCAUGACUGGGAAGCGAAGAGUGUUGGUAUCAAAACCAUUGAUGUUGCGACUCUGGGAAAUCUUUGUGUUGAUAUUGUUCUUAAUGUUCCAAAAUUGCCACCUCGUUCUCGUGAGGCUCGUUUUGCUUAUAUGCAAGAGCUGUCCAAAUCCCCGCCUGACAAGAAAUACUGGGAAGCUGGAGGUAACUGCAAUAUCGCUAUAGCAGCUGCAAGAUUGGGACUUCAUUGUGCCACGAUUGGUCAUGUGGGCGAUGAAAUAUAUGGGCAAUUUUUGCUAGAUGUGCUACGCCAGGAGGGGAUUAAUAUGGUUGGGAUGAGUGACGAUGGUGAUAUGGUUGAUUGUUCUAGUGCCUCGUAUGAGACCCUUUUGUGUUGGGUUCUUGUUGACCCUUUGCAAAGACAUGGAUUUUGUAGUGGAGCAGAUUUCUGUAAGGAGCCUGCAUUUAGCUGGAUGAGUAAAUUAUCGAGAGAAGUAAAGAUGGCCAUUAAACAGUCCAAGAUCCUGUUCUGUAAUGGCUAUGGCUUUGAUGAACUCUCCCCAGGUCUGAUAAUGUUAGCUAUAGAUUAUGCUGUUGAAGUUGGAACAUCUGUUUUCUUUGAUCCCGGACCCCGUGGAAAGAGUCUUUCAACUGGAACACCUGAAGAACAACAAGCACUUAGCCAUUUGUUGAAGAUGAGCGAUGUUCUUCUUCUAACAUCCGAUGAGGCUGAGUCAUUGACUGGCAUAGGAAACCCAAUGCUAGCAGGGCAAGAAUUGCUUAAAAAAGGGAUACACACAAAAUGGGUGAUCGUUAAAAUGGGUUCAAGAGGCUCAAUACUAGUCACAAUGUCAAGUAUAUCCUGUGCUCCUGCAUUCAAGGUGAAUGUCAUCGACACUGUUGGAUGUGGAGAUAGUUUUGUAGCUGCUAUUGCAUAUGGUUACAUCCAUAAUAUGCCCUUGAUAAAUACAUUAGCAAUUGCAAAUGCAGUAGGUGCCGCAACUGCAAUGGGGUGUGGCGCUGGUCGUAAUGUGGCUACCUUGGAGAAAGUAAUUGAACUCAUGAGAGCAUCAAACAUCAACGAGGAUGAUGGAUUCUGGAGUGAACUAGUGAAAGAUUUGGAUACUGAAGACAUCAUGUUUCUGUCAAAAAUGGUCAUAAAUGGAAGGAAGAAUCAAGUAAACCACGUCGCCCUACAGAAAGUGGUUUCUGAACUGCUGCCCAAGCUCGAAGAUAGCAGGUUAGAGGGAAAAGUGGCUUCUUGA